Schistosoma intercalatum is the source of this 2976-nucleotide messenger RNA. The record is from the annotation of a GenBank genome assembly. NCBI's taxonomy places the organism in Eukaryota, Metazoa, Platyhelminthes, Trematoda, Strigeidida, Schistosomatidae.
AUGAGUGAGGUUCGACGGAGGAAGCCGGAGACCUUGAAAGAUAGCAAUUCGUCGGCUCAACAGUGUUUAAAAUAUGCACAUAGCAAACACUCGGAAGUCCCUAUUUCAGAUAAAUGCACAGACCGUCCAUACAGUCUGUUUUGGUUGUUCCCUGUGACAGCUGUUUUCCUAGCUUGCUUCAUUAUUUGCGACGACAGUAGUGAUUGUUGGCCUUGUUCUGACUCUUCAUGCAGUUCUUUUAACGUGGUAUCUGCUAGAUCACACCUUAUCAAGGUCACCAACUUCGGUCCCCGAACUGCCGGGUCCUUGGCUAAUGAAGUUGCUGCUGCUGGCUAUCUUCGGAAUGAAUUAAGGUUAAUUGCAUCUGUUUCUAACAAAACGGGGUUGGUCGUUUCUCUAGACGAACAUAAGUCUGGUUACUCGAGUUUCCGGGCGUUUUCUCAUGUUUCUUCGUACAAUAAUGUUCAGAACUUUGCUCUUCGUUUUCAUGAUCUGCGUGCCGAAGGUGGUAACCAUAGCAAACUAGCAUUUCUCAUUAACUGUCAUUACGAUACAGCCCCUGGGAGUCCUGGUGCUAGUGAUGCGUUUGUUAAUUGCGCUGUCAUGUUAGAAGUUUGUCGUAUAUUGGCGACGGGUUCGUUUAUUCUUUUUAAUGACCUUAUAUUUCUUUUCAAUGGGGCUGAGGAAAGCCUGUUGCUUAGCAGUCAUGCUUUUAUAACGCAGCACAAGUGGGCCACUGAUAUCGUCGCUUUUAUGAAUUUAGAAGGGGCAGGUGCUGCUAAACGUUUAAUGCUUUUUCAAACUGGUCCUGGUCCGUCAUCAGAUGUCUUACUUGAAGCUUAUGCAAGUGCUUUCAAACAACCAUUUGCCAGUGUUUUGGGAGAAGAUGUGUUCCAGUUCGGACUAGUGCCAUCGGACACAGAUUACAGAAUAUUUCGUGACUAUGGGCUUGUCCCAGGGUUAGAUCUUGCGUAUAUACAAGACGGGUACGUUUACCACACUCCUUAUGAUACAGAGUCUCGUAUUUCGGAUCGUUGUCUUCAACUGUCUGGGUACAAUAUAUUGAGUUUUGUCCAGUUGAUUGCCAAAGAUGAAAGAAUACAAGGUUUCACCAAACUGACUCCGAUAAAUCAUACAUCAGAAACAUUGACGCGUGUUUCAGGCUCAGGUUCACCGUCGGAUAUAAACAGUGUCCCUCCACUGGUCACUAGAUCGGCAACUCUUCGACACGUUUAUUUUGAUCUGUAUGGCGCCUUUGUGAUAAUUGUUCCAUGGGGGGUCUGGAAAACUGUCAACCAUCUAUUGUGUUUAUUUCUGUGCUUCCUGAUAUUUAGAGCUAGACGACUUGUCUACGUCCGGUGGUAUGGAUUCGUUGCUGCUUUGUUGGUGCAAGUGGUUACCACAUUACUAGGCUUCGCCUUUUCAGUCGUACUUGGACUUAUGUAUCACCAUUACGGUUGCAGAAUGGUUUGGUAUUCAAAUCACUAUAAUAUUGUGGGUAUGUUUAUUCUACCAGUAGUCUGGUGGUUUGUAUGGUCGCAGGCAUACUUACUCAAAAUACCCGAAGGUUCUGUAUUUAAGUUUCUUGGGAUUUCUAAUUACUUUUCAAGGAUAUGGCAGCAUAAUACUUUAGAUUACUUCUAUUCUUUAGAAACCGACUUUUUUGAUUCUAGUGUAUUUUUAAUAGCACUUCAGUCAUUUUUGUUGUCUUUAAUUAAUGCUCCUUCAUCAUACGUUUAUACAUUCUGGGUUGCGUUUGGGCUUAUAUUUAAGAUGUCUGACAUUCGAAAUGCUUCACCAAUCAAACUAAAAUUUUGUCAGACCGUCCGUUUUGUUUCAUUCUUAGCCGUUACUUCAAUUCAUACAUAUAACCUUAAUUUAUUUCUUAACUUUAUGAUACCGAUUAUGGGACGUUCGGGUCAUGCUAUCAAACCAGAUUUAUUCCUUUGUUGUUGUAUAUUUAUCAUCAUGCUACCUGUGAUGCUUCCAUCCCUAGGACGGCUACAAUGCACCUCGAGAACUGAAAGUAAAUAUCUUUCCUUGAUGUUGCUAAAUGCUUGCUUGUCGUAUACAAUCCUCAUUCAUGCAUCAAAUUAUGGAUUCCCGUAUAGUAUCCAGCCAUCUCCAAAUUUUUCAAACCCUCUUGUCAGUCCAAGAUUUCUUCGGCAUAUUCCGGAUUCUCCUGAGAUCACAGAGAGAGAAAGUCAUAUCCUAAUUGUCCCCAUUGAUGCGAAUGGUAUUCGAUAUCUGACACCUAAUUCUUACCCUAUGUCCGUACUUAAGUUAUUUAUGAAUUCAAAAGAGCAUACUCAAUCAAACUUCAAAGGUAUCAAAGAACUUGUUGAAGCAGAACCCACGGGAUGCAAUUACAGUCAACCUUAUUGUGGUAUAGCCUCUAUUUAUCCUUUUCUUCAUAUCUUCAGAUAUUUUUAUCGUGUUCCUGCUGAAUUUCACAAUAUAGAACCAACUGUGAAGCUAAAGUUACUGUCACGCACAUUGUUAAUGGAUUACUUACCAAAUAGUCGCUUGAGUUGGAACGUUACAUUUUCCGUAGUUUCCGGUCCUCCCCAUACUCAUAUCUUAAUUCGUACAGAUGGGAACUAUACUAAGUUAACUGCAUGGUCGUUUGCAUCAACUGCAAUGUAUCCUUCAUCUAUGCCACUCCCUCGUCCAUUAAUUAGCGAUAUUUCAAGCAAUAAAGGUGAACAUUAUUUUCUAUACCAUUUGAAUGCAGCAGCAUUUGGUGAACAUGGGACCUUAUGGGAAACACCGUGGACAUUUUGGGUUGUUUUCGAAGCCCAAGAAGUACUAUCACAAUCAAGUUAUAUUGAUGUAGCUGUUGCUGGCCUGUAUGCUGAUGAAGAUAUCUCUACUCGCUCUCCUCCACUCUCAGAAUUUUUGUCAAGCUUACCACCUUGGGUUACUGUCAUUCGGGGUUGUGCUGUUUAUGAUCAUUGGCGUUUUCAGCUGAACUAG